This is a messenger RNA of Hirsutella rhossiliensis, 1431 nucleotides long. Its product is annotated as cdc37 hsp90 binding domain-containing protein. The transcript is spliced from 3 exons. Gene Ontology annotation, cellular component: cytoplasm. Gene Ontology annotation, biological process: protein stabilization; protein folding. The coding region runs from base 1 to 1431 and encodes 476 amino acids. The record is from RefSeq and is a predicted model, not a curated record. Lineage: Eukaryota; Fungi; Ascomycota; Sordariomycetes; Hypocreales; Ophiocordycipitaceae. Gene Ontology annotation, molecular function: heat shock protein binding; protein-folding chaperone binding; protein kinase binding.
AUGCCUGUCGACUACAGCAAAUGGGACGCGCUGGAGCUCAGCGACGACUCGGACGUCGAGGUGCACCCCAAUGUCGACAAGCGAUCCUUCAUCCGGGCCAAGCAGAGCCAGAUCCACCAGGAGCGGCUGCAGCGCAAGCACCACAUCGAGACGCUCAAGUACGAGCGCAUCGUCAACGAUGGCUUGUUGAAGCGCAUCUCGGCUCUACUGGCGUCGCUCAAGGCCCGUGCAUCGGAAGCGACGACGCGAAACCCGGGCGAGAUUGCCUUCAAGGCCGUCAUGGAGUCGGCCGGCGACGCCAAGGACGACCAGCCGCCGCCGCCGCCCGAGGGAGUCCACAGCGGCGAGAAGGAGCAGCCGACGUACUCCAAGAUGAUGGCUGUGCUGCUGGAUAUGGUGAACAAGGCCCUGGAUGAGAAGAAGCCCGAGGACCGGUACGUCGCUAUGAUACGCGAGAUCCAGGAACACGAGGAUAAGGUGAAGACGCUGCAGAGUGACUUGAUGAUGAAGCUCGGCGACCUGGAGAAGGAGGACAAGAAGAAGAUUACCAGCGCCGACAUCCACACGGGCUUCAACAGCUCGCACGUCAGCAAGGCGGACCCGUCGGCCGAGUCCACCAAGGUGGAACUCCUCAACCCCCAAUUCUCGACGUCGAGCGCCACGCCGGCCAAGGACGAGGGCGACGAAGUCGAGGCCUCUCCAGACGCCAAGAAGUUUGCGCAGAUCAAGGCCAACGACUUUGCAGGAUGCCUCGAUUUCCUCUCGCGGCACCCACACAUCCUGACGGAGCGUGAAACAGACGGCCUCCUCGUGCUUGCGUUUAACGCUGCCCUGGAGCGCAAGGACGAGGAGUCGCGGCAAUGCGUCCACCAGGCACUGCUCCUGCAAUACUGCCGGGGGCUGGGCAAGGACGGCGUGGGCCUCUUCUUCAAGCGUAUCACGACAAAGGGCCACCAGGCGCAAGAGUUGUUUUACAAGGACGUGCAAGAGAUGACGAUGAAGAUUCGCAACCGGUCGCGAGAGAUAUUGGCGGAGAGGGCCAAGGAAACGGAGAGCGACGGGGUGGAGCAGAUCCAGCUGCACGCCGUAGAGCCCGGAACGGUGAUCCAAAUCCAGGUGCCGCCGGCCGACAGCCAGGAUGGCGAGGUACAGAAGGCGCGGGAGGUGUAUGACGGCUUCAGUGCGGACAUGAAGCAGGCGCUGGAGUCUGGCGAGCUGGACCAGGUAAACGAGGUGCUGGGCAAGAUGAAGCUGGAGGAGGCGGAGGAGACGGUGGCGCUUUUCGGAGAGGCCAACAUUCUUAGCUUACAGGAGCACAUUAUUGAUGCGACGACGGAGGAGGGCAAGAAGCAGUUGGCGGAGAUGGAGGCGGCGGCGGCGGCUGAGGCGGCGGCUGAGGCGGAGGACAGCCACGCAGACGACCCGGAGUGA